UAUUACGCAAGUAAAUAGUUUAGUUAAUACAUUUUCCCUUGAAUAUAAUAAUCGAGUAAAAGAAAUAGUUCAACAAGCUAGUAGUAAUUACCCUUAUACUUUCAAUCCCCAACAACUUGAAGAAUUAGAACAAAUUAAACUUUCCCUUGUUCUUUUUAUAUUUAUGAAAGCAAAAGCAAGAAAUAUUUGCGUAGAAAAAGCAAUUGAACUUAAAGAUAAAGCAGUAGAGGAAAUUGUUGACCGAGAAUUAGAAAGACAAGAAAAAGACCCUAACUACAAAAUUACCUAUACCCUCAAGGAUUUAAACUAUGUAAAAGACCAUUUGAACCAGAUUAAACAUCAUGUAGAGAUUGGAAAGUUCCAAACUAAAAAGUUCAUGACCACAUAUACUGAACUAUUGGAGAAACAUCAAUACGAAACAAGACAACACGAACAAAAACAUCACCUUUCAAGUACUGUUACUGAACAAAAAGAUUACUGUAGCCUUUGUUAUACUCCACCUCUACAACUUGCUGAAUACUUUAAAUUAUUUUGGAUUUGGUACACUAGUUAUUCUGCCAAAUUCUAUUUAAGUAAAACUAUCGAAUACACUGACAAAUUAGUCACAGAGCUUUGGGGAGAAGAACGUACAAACAUACUUACUGCUAUAACAAAUUUAAUUUUUAGCAUAGUAUAUUCUAAAAUUUCUAGAAGAUUUCAAGAAAUACCUACUUCUAUUUCAGCACUUACAAAUACACUUCAACCUUUUACUAGUACUUCAGGAACUACACUACCUUUGACUUCUUCAAACACCACUGAAUCAAAUAUGACUUUAACAGGAGACCAAUUAAAAGAGCUCCUUAAAAAAGUAACUGACGGAUUUAAAGAAACUGCUCAAUCAAUAAAAUCUGAAACACAUAGAUCCUUUGAACCCCUUUUCCUUAAACGCUUUACUACCUUAGAAAAUAAAAAUAAAUGGCAUUACGAAUUGUAUAAUAUUCGACAAGAACAAAAUAAGAGAGUAGAUAAAUAUUCUGCAAGGUUUAAACGUCUAUUGGCCAAAGUAGACCCUGCUAAAGUAUUACCAGAAGAAUAUACUACUCGAAUAUAUAUUUCUGGUUUGAAAGAAGAAAUUGUUAUGUUGAUUGUAUUAGAAAAUACUAAUAUCUUGGCUGAUGCCAUGAAGAAUGUAGUUAAAGUCGAA
Messenger RNA from Dentiscutata erythropus, 1183 nucleotides. The record is from the annotation of a GenBank genome assembly. NCBI's taxonomy places the organism in Eukaryota, Fungi, Glomeromycota, Glomeromycetes, Diversisporales, Gigasporaceae.